Molecule: messenger RNA, 2111 nt
Organism: Drosophila bipectinata
Lineage: Eukaryota; Metazoa; Arthropoda; Insecta; Diptera; Drosophilidae
Gene: Prat
Product: Phosphoribosylamidotransferase
Biological process (GO): purine nucleobase biosynthetic process; purine nucleotide biosynthetic process
Molecular function (GO): amidophosphoribosyltransferase activity
Source: RefSeq, a predicted model, not a curated record
UAUUUAAGCGAUCAAGCCGCGGUCACACUGGGCUUGAUCACCACCGAAUUUAAGCUGCGCGUUUGAAGCGUGCGAGGAUUUUCGUCUAUAAAACCGUUGCGUAAACCACCAGCAACAUGGAUCAGCGUGCAGAACAACAACAUCAGCAUGUGCGCGUGGUCGAGCAACAGCAACAACAAAAGCAACAGGUGGAACCAGCUGGGGAGGUGGAACCAGUAACCUGCGAUACCCUAUCGAUCUCGGCCAGCAAGGAACUAACAGGUUUGACCCACGAGUGCGGGGUGUUUGGAGCGAUUGCUUGCGGGGAUUGGCCGACGCAGAUCGAUAUUGCUCACGUGAUCUGCCUUGGACUGGUGGCCUUGCAGCACCGUGGGCAGGAAUCCGCGGGUAUAGCCACCAGUGAAGGAAAGUGCUCAAAAAAUUUCAACGUUCACAAAGGAAUGGGCAUGAUCAGUACCCUCUUUAAUGAUGACUCGAUGAAGAAGUUGCGUGGAAAUCUGGGUAUAGGGCACACUCGCUACUCCACAGCAGGAGCUUCGGAAGUGGUCAACUGUCAGCCCUUCGUGGUGCACACUGCUCACGGAGCCAUGGCCCUUGCUCACAACGGCGAGCUGGUCAACAACGAAUCUCUGCGGCGCGAGGUCUUGGCCCGAGGUGUGGGCUUGUCAACCCACAGUGACAGUGAGCUCAUUGCCCAAUCCCUUUGCUGCGCUCCCGAGGAUGUUUCCGAACUAGACGGACCUAACUGGCCGGCCAGGAUCCGGCACUUUAUGACGCUGGCUCCUCUCUCUUAUUCGCUGGUUAUCAUGCUCACGGAUAAAAUUUACGCAGUCAGAGAUACCUAUGGAAAUAGACCAUUGUGCAUUGGAAAGAUCGUUCCCAUCAAUGCUGGCCAUGGAAACAGAGCGGAUACCCCGGCUGAUGGUUGGGUGGUGUCCAGCGAGAGCUGUGGCUUCCUGUCCAUUGGAGCCAGGUAUGUUCGCGAAGUGGAACCCGGAGAGAUUGUGGAGCUGACGAGAAGUGGCUAUCGCACUGUCGACAUCGUAGAGCGUCCAGAUUUCAAGCGCAUGGCCUUUUGCAUCUUCGAGUACGUGUACUUUGCUCGCGGAGACAGCAUUUUUGAAGGUCAAAUGGUGUACACUGUCAGACUACAGUGUGGUCGGCAGUUGUGGCGGGAGGCUCCCGUCGAGGCGGAUAUCGUGAGCUCAGUUCCCGAGUCUGGAACGGCGGCGGCACAUGGUUAUGCGCGCGAGUCGGGCCUGGAGUUUGCUGAGGUUCUCUGCAGGAAUCGUUACGUGGGCCGGACUUUUAUCCAGCCAUCAACCAGAUUGCGGCAACUGGGAGUGGCAAAGAAGUUCGGAGCUCUAUCUGAGAACGUUGCUGGAAAGAGAUUGGUGUUGAUAGAUGACUCAAUCGUGCGGGGAAACACCAUUGGGCCGAUCAUCAAGCUGCUGCGGGAUGCUGGAGCGAAGGAGGUGCACAUUCGCAUCGCUAGUCCGCCACUGCAGUACCCCUGCUAUAUGGGAAUAAACAUACCCACGCGUGAGGAGCUCAUUGCUAACAAGCUGGACGCCAAUCAGUUGGCUCGUCACGUAGGCGCUGACAGCCUGGCUUAUCUCAGCGUGGAGGGUCUAGUAGAAGCGGUCCAACUGAAGAAUCAAGCUGGCGGGGAUGGCAAGUCCAAACCUACUGGCCACUGCACCGCCUGCCUCACUGGACAAUAUCCGGGUGGGUUGCCUGACGAGCUGAGCUGGUAACUCCAGGAAAAAAACAAAAGAAAACUGUUGCAACAAACCAGUUGCAUGCUGCUUUACAUGAACCCACAAAAAAAAAAAAGAUCGCACACAGUAUCCAAAGCCACAGAGGGCUCGAAAUUGCUGUCACAAACUUUGCAUUUAGUUAGUUUAGCUAUAGCACAGCCAUACCUAUUUACCCUUUUUAUACACUUUUAGAUUUUAGGUAACAAGCUCUUGCUUCUCUCCAUACUCCAAAAGACAAUUGCCCUUGGAACUUUAUAAAAAUAGUACAAACUAGUAGCCCUCGAUGUUGCCAAUUUUGAAUAUCAUAUUUCCUCAUUUACGAUUACCAAUAAAAAGACAUUUAGACAAUAA